Molecule: messenger RNA, 3196 nt
Organism: Cervus elaphus (red deer)
Lineage: Eukaryota; Metazoa; Chordata; Mammalia; Artiodactyla; Cervidae
Gene: MAGT1
Product: magnesium transporter 1
Exons: 10
Coding region: 183-1190 (335 amino acids)
Cellular component (GO): oligosaccharyltransferase complex
Source: RefSeq, a predicted model, not a curated record
AGCCGUCUUUUAGCGGGCGUUUGGCAGUACAGCGUCGUGACGUUUUGUGAGGGGACUACCAACAGGGCUGAGCUGGGCCAAUGAGAAGGGGAAAGGGGGCUGGUUUGCCUGUUCUCACGCCCAACCAACCCUCAGACCCAGCCCUAGGAAAGUUUCCCUUCUAGGCGGGAGAGAAGGCUAACAUGGCAGCGCGUUGGUGGCGUUGGUAUGUCUCUGCAAUCAUGGCGGUGGCACUGCUGCUCGUUUUCGGGGUUCCCUCAGCCUCUGCCCAGAGAAAGAAGGAGAUGGUGUUGUCUGAAAAGGUUAGUCAGCUGAUGGAAUGGACCAAUAAAAGGCCUGUAAUAAGAAUGAAUGGAGACAAGUUCCGUCGUCUUGUUAAAGCCCCACCGAGAAACUACUCCGUUAUUGUCAUGUUCACUGCUCUCCAACUUCAUAGACAAUGUGUCGUGUGCAAGCAAGCUGAUGAAGAAUUCCAGAUCCUUGCAAACUCCUGGCGAUAUUCCAGUGCAUUUACCAACAGGAUAUUUUUUGCUAUGGUGGAUUUUGAUGAAGGCUCUGAUGUAUUUCAGAUGCUAAACAUGAAUUCAGCUCCAACUUUCAUCAACUUUCCUGCAAAAGGGAAGCCAAAACGGGGUGAUACAUAUGAGUUGCAGGUGCGUGGAUUUUCAGCUGAGCAGAUUGCCCGGUGGAUUGCUGACAGAACUGAUGUCAAUAUUAGAGUAAUUAGACCCCCAAAUUAUGCUGGUCCCCUUAUGUUGGGAUUGCUUUUGGCUGUUAUUGGUGGACUUGUGUAUCUUCGAAGGAGCAAUAUGGAAUUUCUCUUUAAUAAAACUGGAUGGGCUUUUGCGGCUCUGUGUUUUGUGCUUGCUAUGACAUCUGGUCAAAUGUGGAACCAUAUAAGAGGACCACCGUAUGCUCAUAAGAAUCCCCACACGGGUCAUGUGAAUUAUAUCCAUGGAAGCAGCCAAGCUCAAUUUGUAGCUGAAACACACAUUGUUCUUCUGUUCAAUGGUGGGGUUACCUUAGGAAUGGUGCUUUUAUGUGAAGCUGCUACAUCUGACAUGGAUAUUGGAAAGCGGAAGAUAAUGUGUGUGGCUGGUAUUGGACUUGUUGUAUUAUUCUUCAGUUGGAUGCUCUCAAUUUUCAGAUCUAAGUAUCAUGGAUAUCCAUAUAGCUUUCUGAUGAGUUAAAAAGGAUUCCAGAAAUAUGUAGACACUGGAGUAAUGGAAAUUGAAAAAUGAAAAAUAAUGUGUGUGAAAAGAAGAAUGCAAUUUAUGUAUUUUGGAUUACCUCUUUUUUUUCCAAGUGAUUAAAAUAGUUAAUCAUUUAACCAAAGAAGAUGUAUAGUGCCUUAACAAGCAAUUUUCAUGAAGUAUUUGGAUACAAUUCUUCUCUUAACCUUCCCUUCCCAAUAAACUUUCUGGAACAUUUAAUUUAGUGGAAUUUUAUAAAAAAUUUAAAACUACUACAUUUUAAUUAGAACAGGGUUCAAAACUGUGUUGCUUAACGUUUGGCCAUGUGAUUUUUUUAUCUUAUCCAAAGGUAGUGGGAACUUGUGACCAGGUGUUCUUGCAUAUGCCUGUUACUGAUAACAGCAUCAGGAAUCUAUUCUAAGCUUUUCCAUCGUUGCAUGGAUGUGUAUACUUCACACAUCUUUCCUUUUGAGCAGAGAAAUCAUAUAUACUAUGUGUCUUCUGAAAAUGAAACACCAUUCUUCAGCGUACACAUCUAGACUUUAGAAAAAAAAUGACUAGCCAGUCCUCUUCCAUCUUCCCUCCUGAAAUAUUGUGCAGACUAUGUUUCUUGGUAGCUGUAGACAUUAAAAAGUAUUCCUAAAUACAGGAUUAUGAUUUCUUCAUGAGUGUGGUGGUAGCUGCCUGUAUUUGGAAAGAUUUCAGGCUCAUUCUGUUUCCCUAAUUUAUUUAAGAUGGGCCCCUCUCUAAUAAAAAUGUAGCUUAGUAUUAAAAUCAGUAUAAGUUUAGAAUGGACUAAAAUGUUUCUGCAACUCAGAGAUUAUCACUUAUUUCAUUUGUACCUAAGUGAAAAAAAUGGAUUUAUCUGGUUAAAUCAAUUUCUGUAUUACAGUGACAACAUAUUUUAUUAACCCUUAUGGUUAGGAAAAGGACUCCCCUAGAUUGGGAAAAUAAAAUCAUGAAACAUUAAGUUGUUGCUUAUGAAUAGAAAGUAAAUUUUUCUUGUAAACUGUUGUUUUCUUGCUAUUAUUUUAACUUUUGUCCUCUCACUUUAUGUGGAGAAACAAAGUAAUCAUUUGAAGAAGUUCUAUUUGAAUUUGAUAUUUUUUCUGUCAGUGAAAAUAACCAUAUGUGCUAACCAAAUUUCUGUGAAGAAUGAAAGUUGAUGGUUCAGUAGAUAUAGCUAUAAUCUUCUCCAUGGCUGUAAAGAGUAUCCAGAAAUGCCAUUAUUAUAGAAAUAUGCAAAUUUCGAUUGUGAAAAAUUUUAAGAAACCUUAGAAGUAUUAUAUUAAGAUAAUAUUGUGACUGCCUACUACUAUUUACCAUCUAAUAACUCUCCCUCAUGGUCUAGAAAUCUUACAUAAUAGACGUUUGAAGAAAGAGAUGAAUAUAGUUACCUAAGAAGAAAUGUUCUAUGUGGGGCUUUUGAUUUGUUUUUUUUUAAGUAGAUUUGGUGGGUGAGGUGAUAUUUACUCUCUAGUGGAGCCCGUUUUUGUUACUCCACUAUAAACUGUGUGAUUCUGGAUUCCUUAUCUGCUGUUUUUGUACUUGUCUCAGGCCAAAUAAAUUUAUGCUGUGAUUCUUAUGAGACUUGUAUGAAUAUGCCCUGAUUUGUACAGACUAACCAGGGGAAUAUUACUGCCAUGUAAUCUAUAGCUCCAGAUACUUUGCAAUGAGCAUUGAAGAAUGACAGUUCUUUGUAUUUUUUGUGUCUCUCUUAAGAGCACAUUCUUCUUUAAGGAGAGAAGUUGUGUUCUGGCUAAAAUCUGUAGAGAGGAGAUUUACUAUACUUAGAAUAGUGUUACUUUUGUGGAAAUGUUGAAAGUAGCUUUCAUCUGAAGUGCCUUAAGUAGAUUCUUAAAUUUACUUUUCUAGUAUUGAUUUAAAUAUUAUUUGUUAUGCAUUUUAAAAUACUAUUCAAAAUUAUACAUUGUAGUGGCAAAGAUAACCAAAUGUCUGGCUGUUUGCUUUUUGAUCAUAUCAAUAAACUUUUACAAUCUAAA